Molecule: messenger RNA, 2576 nt
Organism: Nymphaea colorata (pocket water lily)
Lineage: Eukaryota; Viridiplantae; Streptophyta; Magnoliopsida; Nymphaeales; Nymphaeaceae
Exons: 9
Coding region: 485-2539 (684 amino acids)
Molecular function (GO): protein binding
Source: RefSeq, a predicted model, not a curated record
GAGAGAGAGAGAGAGAAAAAAAAAAAGAGAGAAAAAGGUGAGAGAGAAGCCAAAAGACGAAAGGGAGGAGAGAGAGUGAGGGAGAAAGGGAAAGAGGGAACAACACUCUCCUCUCCUCGCCUGUAAGCCAUUCCAUCUUCCUUGCUCUCUCUCCCACACCCCAAAAGUUUCUUCGUUUUCUUCCAGAAGCCAGGAUUUUCCUGCUUUUCUUAUGGAAGCAUUUCCCCCUUAAUCGCCUUCUGCAACUAAAACGAAAACAUAUCAAAAAAACACCCAAACAGGACCCAGGUCACAUCACGCACACACUCCUCUCUCUGUGAUGUGACUGCUGGUUCAACCGAUCCACAAGUUUCUCUCCUCUUGCCGCUGAGGAGGGGAUUUCUCGACCAGCCGUGUAGUUUUCGGUCGUUCGCCAUUCGCCUAUUUUCUUGGGAAAAGUUUUGGGAUUUUCCUGGCUCGCGUUUGGAUCGGGGGAAAUGCGGUGAUGGCGGAGGGGCGACAGCAGCGGAGAAGCGCCAGAAUCUCCGCCCUCGACACAUGGAGACUGUCGGCCUUGACGCGUGCCAGCGGUGCCCCCCGGGGCAAGCGCGGGAGGAAGCCCGCCUCCUCUGUGCACCCGGCACCACAGCGCGGGCGGAAGCGCGGCCGGAAGAAGAAGCGGUUGAGGGCUGUUGUGGAGGUCGUCGUUAGCUCCGCUGGCCCCAAGCGUGCAGACAGCGGCGACGGUGAUGAGGACGGUGGGGACGAGGAGGAUGAGGAAGAAAGGGAAGAUGGGCAACAGCAUCGCCACCACCAACAACCAGAGGAGGAGCAAGAGGAAGAGGAGAAGGAAGGGCGAGUACUAAAUGAGGAUGAUGAUUUGGGUGGCACUGAGAGGUCAGUAGGAUCUCCAUCAGUGCCUUGGAUACCUGACAAGAAAACGCUUGAGCUUAUCCUUGACAUAUUGCAGAGGAAAGAUACACAUGAAAUUUUUGCUGAACCUGUAGAUCCUGAGGAGGUGGAAGGUUACUAUGAUAUAAUCAAAGAACCAAUGGAUUUUGGAACAAUGAGGGCCAAACUUCAAGAAGGAAUGUAUGCUACUUUGGAGCAAUUUGAGAGGGAUGUUUUUCUGAUAUCUGGCAAUGCAAUGCACUUCAAUUCCUCAACUACCAUAUACUAUAGACAGGCUCGUGCUAUUCAAGAGCUAGCAAAGAAGACCUUCCACAGCCUCAAAACUGAUCCUGAGAACUUCGUGCUGGACCAUCUAUCAAAAAAGACAAAAACUGGUAAAAUUGUGAACAAGGUAUCAAGAGUUUCUGCUAAUUCAAGGCCCCAAGGUGAAAGUAGAAGCUCAGAUCGUGUCUCGGCAUCUAUACUUGCCAGUCAUACAAAACAGCGGAAUGCAACCCCAGAUGGUGCUUCUGUUAUUGCAAAUGAGAAACAUGGUUCCCUACUUGCCAGUUUGAGUUCUGGAAGAAACCAGCAUCCAUCUUUUGUGGCUCAUGGUUCAAGUCCUUUAUCUGAUCGACGAAGAGACCAAGAAGACCUAGGCUCUUUAAAGGAUGGAUCAAGAUCUUGUUUCACUGAAGAAGAUCGGCGUUCCACAUAUAGAUCUUUGAGCCCUUCUUCUAGUGGAAGCGACUCUAUCUUCUUGCCACUGUAUGAAGGCCCAAGACAACUUUCUUAUGUAAGUGAGGGGGAUUUUGGGUAUGUGGAAAGCCUUACCCGUUUUGCUGCUGAUCUGGGACCUACUGCAAAGAUGGUUGCUCGGAGGAAGAUCCAGAGAUGCAAAUUGUUGGAAGCUGCAAAGGCUGCCUCCCUUCCAGCCACGCCGCUGCAACUUCCAUUAGAGAAGAUGGCAAGUGCACCCAGUGCUUCAAAUGGCCAUUCUAAUUUGACAGAGAGAGGCAAUAGAGAUCAGGCCUCAACAGUACAAUCUGGUUCAUUUUGUCCUGCUGCUCGAAUCGGAUUAGCAGUUUCCCGGGCUGCAGCGGGUUCAGUAGUCCCUGAGCCAACAGUUCAGCCCAACGCUAAUCAAAUUCUAGCGCCUGCACCUGAGCUGAGUCCGCCAGUUUCUCAAUCAAAACUCCUAGAAAUAGUAUCUAGAAACGGUAACACUUGGGUUGGUGGAAAUGGAGGUGCUGAUGCAGAUUUCAGGCGGCCGGUUUAUUGCCAUGAUAAUGGUGCAGCACUAACUGGACCUGCGAAGAACCUGUCAAGGGCAACAAGCCUAGGCACUGCUGAAAUGGUUCCAGGGAUCAGCUUCACCAGGAAUGGGUUGUGGCCUCAUCACCCUGAUUCAUCGCUGCCUUCAUCCUUCUCUCAGUUUCCUCGACAGUCGGCUGUCUUGGACAUGUCGUUUGUUCAGGCCCGGUUGAAUGGUUUGAGCUCUGGUUAUGGACAAGGUCAAGGGUCUAAACCAGCAGGACCUUCGGUUGAGGCUCAAGUGCCUUAUUCAACAGAUGCUUGCGAACUAGCUAGGAACAUGAGAAGCCAAACCAAGCCAUCAUCUCGAUCUAUUUCUGAUAGUCAACAGCCAGAUUUGGCACUUCAGCUUUGACUAUCAAUUUUUUCAAAAUAUUUAAAAUUUUCUUCCA